This is a messenger RNA of Fraxinus pennsylvanica, 762 nucleotides long. The record is from the annotation of a GenBank genome assembly. Lineage: Eukaryota; Viridiplantae; Streptophyta; Magnoliopsida; Lamiales; Oleaceae.
AUGAAUAAUAGUGCUAUUGAGCUUGACUGCAUGACCAUAUACAGGAAGGAGAAACAGAAGGUAUUUGAGGUCAUACAUCAUUUGGAUGGUAGAAUUAACCUUGCUGUUGGUAUAUGGGGUUCGCCUGAAAAUUCUGAGCAUAUGUGCCUGACGGCUAAUUAUAUUGAUUUUGAUUGGAGGCUACAGAAGAAGAUGCUCAACUUCAUAAAACUGGAUAUUUAUGGUAAUGAUGCUCCUCAUCAUGUGAAAGAAGUUUCUGAUGGUAUUAGGGAACUUUUCAUUGAGUACUCUAUUGGCUCAACUACUCUGGACAAAGAAUCAGCUAGGCCUGGGGGAAGCUUAGACAGUACUAGCAAUAGUAGUAGAGAUAAGCUUAAGGGCUUUGACAAGUUCUUAUAUGAAACCUCACAAAAUCAGAACACAACAUCAGAUCUGGACAAAUUUGAGAGAAGCUCUGAUAUGUGGCCAAGAUUGGUUACGUAUGGAGCCAGAAGCAACCGGCUUAUCCUGGAGCCAUUCUGCUCUGCCACUUUAUCUGGAAACAAGUUGACCUAUCCAUGGUAUGGUUUAGCAAAUUUAUUCUCUCUCUCUCUGCAGCAUGUAGUUGUAGCAGAAUUCCUGAAUGUACUUUUAAAAUUUAAAUCCAUUACUUUUGGAUGUCUUAGACGAGCCAGCUACGGGAAGUGGAAAUGGAAGCAGAUCAGUUUUGGUUUAAUUUGUUUGUUUGGAAAUUUCUUGAAAAGCAAUGUUAAUGUAGAUUAG